GUGUCACAUUUUGUGAAAAUUUCAGGCAAUACAAAUUGUGUUAAGAUCUGUGUCAGUUUGUAUAAAGGAUUGUUAGAGAUAUUUCCUAUGAAUAUUAAAAACCUAAAUAUAAACGUAUAGGAAAGCUAACGAAUUUCCUAAGACGUGUGAACUUAACCUCAACUGCAGGAAAAAAGUUGCACUGUGACACAGAAAAAAUGAAAUUUUUCAGUAAAAGUGCAUUUAUAAAAAAGGAAAUUGUGUAAUUGGUGCAAUAAACAUAAGGAAAAGCUAUAAAACAAGCAUUUUCUUAUCUCUUCUAGGUACUUAUCAAUACACGCUAAUUACAUAGGUGCAUACAUACGUACCUUAACUUGAUUAGUGAAGCUUUACAAAGCGCUUAUUUUAACUAAACGCAGAAAAUAAUUACGUAGUUAUGGUGAAGAAGAAGCGUCAAUCUGAUGCACUUGAAGAUGGUUCCUCCACGGACUCCUCUGACGGUCAAAUGUUGAGUCCUUCCGCCACUGGCGUUUGUCAGCAUGCUAAAAAAUCCGUUGACACCACUAAAUUGCGCAAAGUUCUGAAAACGAAUGGACUGGUCGCGGAAUGCAUGCAAUGCGCAAAACAAGGCGCUACGUCACCUGCAGCAGAGGUUAAGGAGUCUUCCAUGGAUGAAUCUAUUUGUGGCUUUGAGUAUGAUAACACUUUAUGGUUAUGCCUUAAGUGUGGCUCGCAGCUAUGCGGACGAGCAAGGAACCAACAUGCGUUACAACAUUAUAAGACACCUCACUCCGACUCGCAUUCGCUUACAAUGAACACACGCUCUUAUGAAAUAUGGUGUUAUGAUUGCGAUAACGAGGUUAAAUCCAAUUCACGCAAAAAUCUCUUGGAAUGUGUCGAAAUGGUCAAGAAAACUGCUCAAAAACCUCCUCCUGUAGCUUCACCCGCAGCAAAUACACAACUCAAUAAUAUCGAAGGCAAAUUACUAGCAACAUGGGAAUCUUCCCGUCCCCUUGUUGAGACCAAAUCCGGAGAAUUGUCAAAUAAGCCAAUACCGUUACCGCCGCCACCGCCACCACCCAUACCUGGUAUGGCCAAACGUAUCACAGAUCCUGCUAUUAUAUCGGCCCCUAUAUUGAAUAUAAAAAAACCUCAAAACAACUUUGACCCAAAAGAAAUUGAAUUACUACCACGUGUGCGAGGUUUGACAAAUUUGGGCAAUACAUGCUUCUUCAAUGCUGUAAUGCAAUGCUUGGCUCAAACACCCUAUUUGUUGGACGUGCUCAAAGAGUUGUCGGAACCGGGUGAAGAAUUUAUUCUUCCAGGUGGUACAUUUAAAUUCAAAGAUGACGAAGAUGUACACUUGCCAAUGAUUAAAGGUACCUUGUCAUCUUGGGGCGGACUAACUGCAGCACUCGCACAGGCUUUAGAAGAACUGCAGUCAGGAGGCGGCGUUUUUACCCCCAGCAAAUUGUUCGACAAACUCUGCACAAAAUGUCCGCAGUUCCGCGGAGGUGACCAACACGACUCUCAUGAACUUUUACGUCAUCUACUUGAGAGCGUGCGGUCUGAAGAUUUGAAACGUUACCAACGGGUAAUCCUAACCAAUCUCGGCUAUAAGGAUCAGGACAUAAAUAGCGUUUCCGAAGAGAUGCGACAAAAAUGUAAAAUCUACGGUAAUCAAGCAGCUGAUCGUAUUCUCCGCCCAGAACAAGUGUUUCGUGGCUUCCUCGUCUCCACGCUGACUUGUCAAGAUUGCUUUAAUGUAUCUUCACGGCAUGAAUACUUUUUAGAUAUGUCAUUGCCAGUUAGUGUAGAAAAACCACAACCGCCGAUUAGGCGUAAAACCAGCCCCGAAAAUACACCAAACACAUGCUCAUUUUUCCUAAAUGCGCCACCAGCCGGACCCUCGAAGGCGCAAUUGAACAAAGAAAAAGAGAAGAAACGCAAAGCAAAACGUGCGGCUAAGCAUCAUGAAACUAAAUUGCGGCAAAAAGCUUUAUAUGAGAAUGCGACAGAUGGUGCGGCAGAUGCGAAUGCAACUGCAGCGAACACUGAAAUCGGCUGUGCCAACCGUGAAGAUGCUGCUGGAUAUUCCUCAUCAACAUCCUCAUCUGAACAAUCCGAUGCUGAUGUAGAAGACAACCUGCUCGACGAUAAUGCGGUAACGAAAUCCACGCGUUCCUUAAACGCAACAACUUAUGACACGAAUGGCAACAAUCAGCUGCCGCACACCGGCAAGGCGGAGAAGCGAGACGAAUCACCAGAACACAUGGACAAAGACUCGCUGGAUGAAGACGAACAUGAUUCUGGUAUCGCCAAUAGUCCGGCCAAUGCAGGCAGCAAUUUCCUGUCUUGUUCCGAAACGAACGGAGGCAGCGAUGGAAAUUCUGUCACUGCAAAUAAUAGUCUACUCGCAGUCGGUCUGAGCGAAAAGGGCGCCACAAUGAUGCGCCAACUCUCGAUAACGGAGUCAGCUGCCAGCGUAGAAGGCGUCUACAUGAAUGGAGAAUUGAAAGACGAAGCAGCUAUUACAGCGCAACUUGAGCAAUUAAAACUUAGCGAACAAAAGGCGGCGCGCAUGAAAGCCAAACGAGUACGCACGCAAAGUCACUCCGAUUGGAGCACGACAAUCGCGCCACGUUAUCAAUGUGAAGAUGGUGAAUGUUCCGUGCAAUCGUGUUUGAAUAACUUCACCGGCGUCGAACUAAUGACGGGCAACAACAAGGUGGGUUGUGAAAAUUGCACAAAACGCAUUAACGGUACCGAUCCCAAGGCCAAAACCGUCAAUACGAAUGCGACCAAACAGUUUCUCAUAUCUAGUCCGCCAGCGGUAUUGAUACUACACUUGAAACGUUUCCAACUCGGUCCGCGCUGUAUAUUCCGCAAACUAACACGUGGCGUCAGCUUUCCAAUGGUAUUGGACAUCGCGCCAUUCUGUGGCUCGAAAGUAAAAAAUCUGCCAAAUAUCGAUCGUAAACAAAAGAAACUCUUAUACGCGCUUUAUGGCAUUGUCGAACAUUCGGGAGGCAUGUAUGGCGGUCACUACACAGCCUAUGUCAAGGUGCGAACAAAAUUGUCGCGCGAUGAUAAGCGUUGGAACUUCUUGCCACAGGGUAGCAAAGCGGAGUUAGAUCAAGAUGAUGAGCAACGCAAGAAACUCGAAGAGCUGUUGGCGAAAGAGAAAGCGCGCGAAUUGCGCAUGAAGGCGGCGAAUGACAGCGAUGAUUUCUCAAACAGCGAUGAUUGCUCAUCAACAACAACGACAACAAGCACCUCCGAUGCCGAUGAGUUGCCCACAGACGGCGAUGCUGCAGCAGCAGGCGGUGCGUACGGUGGUGAUGAAGAAGCACGCGAUGUGCAAGUACCGAUGGGCAAAUGGUAUUAUGUGUCCGAUUCUCGAGUGCAAGAGGUGAACGAAGAGACCGUGCUAAAGGCGCAAGCUUAUUUAUUGUUCUACGAACGUAUUUAUUAGAUGUAUGUUGAAUUGAAAUAAUGAAAAGCUAAAAACUGAAAAAUGCAAAAAGAAAAA
This is a messenger RNA of Ceratitis capitata (Mediterranean fruit fly), 3511 nucleotides long. RefSeq names its product ubiquitin carboxyl-terminal hydrolase 45 (gene Usp16-45). NCBI's taxonomy places the organism in Eukaryota, Metazoa, Arthropoda, Insecta, Diptera, Tephritidae. The transcript is spliced from 7 exons. The record is from RefSeq and is a predicted model, not a curated record. Gene Ontology annotation, molecular function: cysteine-type deubiquitinase activity; zinc ion binding. Gene Ontology annotation, biological process: protein deubiquitination. The coding region runs from base 416 to 3454 and encodes 1012 amino acids.